CGCAGCUCUGUCUCUGGUGGUCUCCAUGACUCUUGCUGUCUCUGUCUCUGUGUCAGCCUUUAUCUCCCUUUGUCGACCUCCAUCUCUGCCCCUAUCUGUUGGGUCCUCAUCUCGCUCUCUCCAUCCUUUCCUCCAUCCGCUCUCCUCCCGCAUCUCUCCAUCCCUCUCUGCAUCUUCCCACCUCCUCUCCACCACUCCUGCUCCGAGAACUGCCCCCUACCCCCGCCCUCGCGUUUCCCCUCCCCCUCCGAAAGGGUUAACUUUGGGGAAGGGCCCGGAGUCCCCGGAUGGUGAUGUCAGCGUGCCGGAGAGAAAGGACGAGCACGCCCAAUAUGUGGGUCCCUAUCGGCUGGAGAAGACGCUGGGCAAAGGACAGACAGGGCUGGUUAAACUCGGGGUCCACUGCAUCACGGGUCAGAAGGUCGCCAUUAAGAUCGUAAACCGGGAGAAGUUGUCUGAGUCGGUGUUGAUGAAGGUGGAACGGGAGAUCGCCAUCCUGAAGCUCAUUGAACACCCACAUGUCCUCAAGCUCCAUGAUGUCUAUGAGAACAAGAAAUAUUUGUACCUGGUUCUAGAGCAUGUCUCUGGGGGUGAGCUGUUUGACUACUUGGUAAAGAAGGGGAGACUGACACCCAAGGAGGCCCGAAAAUUCUUCCGCCAGAUCGUGUCUGCGCUGGACUUCUGCCAUAGCUACUCCAUCUGCCACAGAGACCUAAAGCCUGAGAACCUGCUUUUGGAUGAGAAGAACAACAUCCGCAUUGCAGACUUUGGCAUGGCAUCCUUGCAGGUGGGAGACAGCCUCCUGGAGACCAGCUGUGGGUCCCCCCAUUAUGCAUGUCCAGAGGUGAUUAAGGGGGAAAAGUACGAUGGCCGCCGGGCAGACAUGUGGAGCUGUGGAGUGAUCCUCUUUGCUCUGCUUGUGGGGGCUCUGCCCUUUGAUGACGAUAACCUGCGCCAGCUGCUGGAGAAAGUGAAGCGGGGCGUCUUCCACAUGCCCCACUUCAUCCCUCCCGACUGCCAGAGCCUCCUGCGGGGCAUGAUCGAGGUGGAGCCCGAAAAAAGGCUCAGUCUGGAGCAAAUUCAGAAACAUCCUUGGUACCUAGGCGGGAAACACGAGCCGGACCCGUGCCUGGAGCCAGCCCCUGGCCGCCGGGUAGCCAUGCGGAGCCUGCCAUCCAAUGGAGAGCUGGACCCUGACGUCCUAGAGAGCAUGGCGUCGCUGGGUUGCUUCAGGGACCGUGAGCGGCUCCACCGCGAGCUGCGCAGUGAGGAGGAGAACCAAGAAAAGAUGAUAUAUUAUCUGCUUUUGGAUCGGAAGGAGCGGUAUCCCAGCUGUGAGGACCAGGACCUACCUCCCCGGAAUGAUGUUGACCCACCCCGGAAGCGUGUGGAUUCUCCCAUGCUGAGCCGUCAUGGAAAGCGGCGGCCAGAAAGGAAGUCCAUGGAAGUCCUGAGCAUCACGGAUGCCGGGGGUGGUGGCUCCCCAGUACCCACCCGUCGGGCCUUGGAGAUGGCCCAGCACAGCCAGAGAUCCCGUAGUGUCAGUGGAGCUUCCACCGGUCUGUCCUCCAGUCCUCUGAGCAGCCCAAGGAGUCCGGUCUUUUCCUUCUCACCAGAGCCUGGGGCUAGAGAUGAGGCCCGAGGAGGAGGUUCCCCGACUUCCAAAACGCAGACGCUGCCUUCUAGGGGUCCCAGGGGUGGGGGCACCGGGGAGCAGCCCCCUCCCCCAAGUGCCCGCUCCACACCCCUGCCUGGGCCUCCAGGCUCCCCGCGCUCCUCUGGCGGGACCCCCUUGCAUUCGCCCUUGCACACGCCCCGGGCCAGCCCUACUGGGACUCCAGGCACAACACCGCCCCCCAGCCCAGGUGGUGGCGUGGGAGGAGCGGCCUGGAGGAGUCGUCUCAAUUCCAUCCGCAACAGCUUCCUGGGCUCCCCGCGCUUUCACCGGCGCAAGAUGCAGGUCCCCACCGCUGAGGAGAUGUCCAGUUUGACGCCAGAAUCCUCUCCGGAGCUGGCAAAACGCUCCUGGUUCGGGAACUUCAUCUCCUUGGACAAAGAAGAACAAAUAUUCCUUGUGUUAAAGGACAAACCACUCAGCAGCAUCAAAGCAGACAUUGUCCAUGCCUUCCUGUCGAUCCCCAGCCUGAGUCACAGUGUGCUGUCACAGACCAGCUUCAGGGCUGAAUACAAGGCCAGCGGUGGCCCCUCCGUCUUCCAGAAGCCUGUCCGCUUCCAGGUGGACAUCAGCUCCUCUGAGGGCCCAGAGCCCUCCCCACGACGGGAUGGCAGUGGGGGUGGUGGCAUCUACUCUGUCACUUUUACUCUCAUCUCUGGUCCCAGCCGUCGGUUCAAGCGAGUGGUGGAGACCAUCCAGGCACAGCUGCUGAGUACUCAUGACCAGCCCUCCGUGCAGGCUCUGGCAGAUGAGAAGAAUGGGGUCCAGACCCGGCCUGCUGGUACCCCACCCCGGAGCCUGCAGCCCCCACCCAGCCGCCCUGACCCAGAGCUGAGUGGUUCUCCCCGCCGAGGACCCCCCAAGGACAAGAAGCUCCUGGCCACCAAUGGGACCCCUUUGCCCUGACCCCAGGGGGCUGGGGAAAGAGGGAACCCCUUCCACCCCCUUUCCCUGCCCCCCAACUGUGAAUCUGUAAAUAAGGCCUAAGGAACAUAUCGGGAGGGGGGGAGGACACAAAUAAAACGGCCUUGCCCUGCAGGGAUGGGGCUCUAGGGGCCGUGCCCAACAGGGGUAUUUCUGAGGGGAAUAGGGGCAGGGGAGCUGUUUCUAUUUUAUUUAUUGAUUAAUUUAUUAUUUUAUUUAUUGAUCAAUCUCUCUGCGGGGUGGGGUGGGGGAGGGACGGGAGUGGUUGGGGUGGCUUAGCAGAUCCGGACAGGACCCUCUGUCCCUGUGUCAUCCCCAACCCCCCCUUCCCAGGCCCCUCCUCCCUGGUCCUUCUCCCUUCUGUACGGAUUUGCUCUCCGGAAGGAAUUCUGGUUUCGCGUGA
Molecule: messenger RNA, 3002 nt
Organism: Nycticebus coucang (slow loris)
Lineage: Eukaryota; Metazoa; Chordata; Mammalia; Primates; Lorisidae
Gene: BRSK1
Product: BR serine/threonine kinase 1
Exons: 20
Coding region: 26-2581 (851 amino acids)
Biological process (GO): microtubule cytoskeleton organization; intracellular signal transduction; protein phosphorylation
Cellular component (GO): cytoplasm
Molecular function (GO): tau-protein kinase activity; protein serine/threonine kinase activity; ATP binding
Source: RefSeq, a predicted model, not a curated record